AUGGCUUCACACGAGACGCUCCGCGAUUCGGGGCAGUCUUCGGCCAAUGGACACAAUCGCAGUCCUAGUCCAGCUCACAAUCCACAGCCCUAUAAUGACCUCUCAUCGGGCUUGACCUUGGAUAUUUCGGUCGCGACGACCACUCAAUUCCCUGCCUUCACCAACGUCUCGCAGCCUGAUUCUUACGGCUACAACCCCGCCGCCUAUCUCUCCGCGCAAACGCUGGCUCCGGCCUCGCAGAACUAUUCUCAAACCCUGCAGUUACCUCAGUCCUUCAAUCCCAACUUAGUGCAUCAAUUAGAUCAGUCGAGGGGAUUUUCCAUGCACCAGCAACAGCAGCAACAGCUGCCCUCAGAAGAGAACUUCUCAACCUUACUGAAUUCCAACCCAGCCGACUUUGACUUUGCCCUCUAUCAAAACCCCAGCCCCAACAGCACGGCCGCCCCCGAAUACGACUCACCGCUGAUGCUUGAUCCUCACGGGCAGUCUCAACCCGCCAACCACGGAGUCAAUCCUGCCGACCUGAUCAGCCAGAUCCCCUCUACCCGUCGCUCGGCGUCACCGCAGUUGUCUCCGGUCUCGCCACAAGACUAUCACCAGCACUCUUCUCCCGGCCCGAUGUCACCUCCGACUUCCACCCCUGGAACCUACUAUACCCCGCAGCAUUCCCGGCAUACUUCCUUGGAUCCCGCUACCGCAGCCUACAUGUCCGGCAACUCGCAUCACGACUGGCAGGCAGUUAUGGGUAACUCCGCAUUCCAGGGCCAUCGCCGGGCUCCUUCGGAGGUGUCAGAGGUUUCUUCCGCCGCCCCCUCGCCAUAUAUGUCGCAGCAUGAAUCUUUCGAUAGUUUCGAUAACAACCCUUCUCCCCUCCUUGCGCCGCAGAAUGACCCCGGUCUGUACGAGAACGCGCUGGGGAUAGAAUCCUUCACACUCUCGGAGCAUCAGCAAGCGCAUUCGCAACCAGCAUUGAGUCCGGCACACAGCCCCUUUAUUUCACCGCAGUUGAUGCCACAGCAGGGAGCGGACAUGAUUCCUAACGUUCCAUACAUAUCCGCGCCCGCUCUGAAUUCGCAGUACCCGACUCCCCCGACUGACAUAUACACGGAGAGUCUGUCAGCCCAGGGGAGCACUAGCCCUGGAGACAUGGGGCAGGCGUCCCAAAUGGCGCCUCCUUCCAUCAAUGUUGAAUUCGCACCCCCGUCCCAGAAUUCAAACCCGCCUCAGUCGAAGCCAGCUGCAGAUUUGGACUCUUUGAGCCCACCAGUCGCCAUCCGAUCUCGUAUGCGCAGCAAAUCAGAUCCUUAUGCCCACCCAGCCUCGCGCGCACGCUCCUCUUCGACCUCGACAAGCCUGGAGCCGUUUAAUGGGUCAUCACCGCGGUCGCUGUCACCCUUCGAUCCGGUUGGGCGUCAACCUCAAAGCAACCCCAGUUCUCGAGAGCCGUCACCGUCGCGGUCUCGUCGCUUAUCGACGUCAUCCAUUGAUAGUCGGAAUUACAUUCUAGGACUCGCUGAUCCUCAGCGUCCCGGUGCGAAUCUCAAUGACUCGAAGCGAGUCCAGAAACACCCCGCAACAUUUCAAUGUCAUCUAUGUCCCAAACGCUUCACCAGAGCGUACAACCUUCGCUCCCACCUGCGAACCCACACGGAUGAGAGACCAUUUGUGUGCACAGUAUGUGGGAAGGCCUUUGCGCGACAGCAUGAUCGUAAGCGACACGAAGGUCUCCAUUCCGGGGAAAAGAAGUUUGUCUGUCGAGGCGAGCUGUCUCGGGGUGGUCAAUGGGGCUGCGGCCGUCGCUUCGCACGUGCCGAUGCUCUCGGUCGUCAUUUUCGUUCGGAGGCUGGCCGAAUUUGCAUUAAGCCCUUGUUGGAUGAGGAAUCUCAAGACCGAGAGCGCUCGGCUAUGGAUCAGCAGCAGCAGCAUCUUCAGCCGAUGCCUCCUCCGUUGAUGGUUCCAGGCAUGGACGGUCAACCCACCGGGGCUUUCGUUCUUCCCGCCGCUCUGCUGGCCCAAUACCCAGCCUUGCAGACGUUACAAUGGGAUCAGAUCCCUGCCACAGCGGAUGAUCCCAGCGACGUUGGGGGUCGCAGUAGUUUCGAUGCAAGCUCCGGCGGCGAAUUUGGGUUCGAAGAUGACGAGUCGGGACUGAGUACAGUGUCUGGCAUCGGCGGAGGCUAUGCGGGUGGCGCGGGCAUCUAUGACAUGAAUACCCAGGGACAUGUGCUUGGGUUCAACCCGGGUGAGACCAGUUACCAAGAGACCGACUGGAGGACAUGA
Molecule: messenger RNA, 2280 nt
Organism: Aspergillus aculeatus ATCC 16872
Lineage: Eukaryota; Fungi; Ascomycota; Eurotiomycetes; Eurotiales; Aspergillaceae
Gene: crzA
Product: putative C2H2 transcription factor Crz1
Exons: 2
Coding region: 1-2280 (759 amino acids)
Biological process (GO): regulation of transcription by RNA polymerase II
Molecular function (GO): DNA-binding transcription factor activity, RNA polymerase II-specific; RNA polymerase II cis-regulatory region sequence-specific DNA binding
Source: RefSeq, a predicted model, not a curated record